CAUUAGGUUUUUCAGCUUAAAAUCUUGAUGAUCAAUAUUUUCUAGUUUAUCUUGUCUGUAUUUUGCAAUACCUACCUACCUACAUACCUACCUAUGUAACCCUUCAUUGAUUUUCAAACAGGAAACUAGUUUUCGAUAUUAAAUUUUGUUUCAUGUAGAGAAUAUCUCUCAUUGCUUGCAGUUUUCACCAAAACACCUGUUUUGAACGACGUUCAUAACCGAAAAAGUGCAUCAUGGUGGAUAACAAAGCGAAUCCUGACGAUUUUGCUCAAUACAUACAAUCCGUUCUUCAGCUUAAUACGCUGGAGAAGAUUGCUCAUAAUUUAGAUAAAGAGCUGGAAGAUUCACAGCGCAUAAUGCGUGAAGUAAAGUCCAUGUUCGAUACUAUACCAAAUUUACAGAAUUCUAACUCAGAAUCUGGUAACAAUCUUAGACAUGAGGACAUUGCGAAGUUUUUGGACGCGGGCAUGCCAAAGCUAUUAAUGCCGGACAUGGAAGAAAACGCAAUGGAAAUAGAUUUGGACGACGUUAUAAACACAAUGAAGAUGUACGCUGAAGAUUUGCGAAGAAAUUUCAUUCUCACACAACUGCAGCUAAGAGUUAAUAAGGAAAUAGAAUGUCUAGAGUGGGAACAAUAUGCUUCUAGCCUGGAACAACUGGGCAAACGCCUUGCAAACAUCAAGUUGAAUAAGAAUGAUGUUAGUCCUAAGAACACAGAGUUAGAGAAUAAACUGGUUCAACUGUGCCAGGAUGUCAACUUGUUCACCCAGAUGGUGCAGGCAAAGACAGCUCUGAGCGAAAACAGUGCAACAGUACAACCAGAGGUGAAUAAUCAAAAUGCUUUGCAAUACGAACAAAUAAUUGCUAAAUUGCUCACAGGUAUCAAUGAAGUCACAUAUUUACUGCAGAACAAAAAUUACCAGUAAACAUGCAGUAUUAAUUGAAAAGUAAAUCAAGUAUUGUCACAUCUGAAUUUCAACUUUAGAAGUUGAAAGUAAUAAUUUAUAAAAUGUAUUCGAGUGUAGUCGUUGGAGUACCGCAAUGUUUUUCUAAAUUCUUAAAGAUAUAUAAUCUGUAAUAGAUUUAAUGUGAAUUUCAAACAAUGCCAUGGUAAUCAGUAAAGGUCAAAGUCAUAUAUUAGUUUAUACUGAUACUACUGAUGCAAUGCAUUAUUAAAUAUGAACCUUAAUGAUUAAUUUCAAAAUAUCUAAAUUGGUAUAAAAAUGACGAUUUUGAUACAGAACCAACAUCUGAAAUUUUUGGUUUGGCCAAUCCCAAGGUGAGGGUUCUCAUAUGUGUAAAAAGUAGAGUUUUUCUAGAAUUUGUAUUCACAGUAUAUUGUAUGUGUGGCUCUUUCGCUAUGUAAAGAUAAGUGUUUAUAUUUAUCUGAAAAUACGCUUUUCAGUCAAUGCCUAAUAAUUUUCUCAAUGUGUCUGAAGAACAUGUGCAAAAGGGUGCAUUCGGACAGUUAUGAAAAGAAUUUGAAAGAGUUGUUUAGGAUGUUUGUAUUUUCAUGGACCAUUCAAAAUUGGUAGAAUAAUUGCUACAAACUUGGGCUGCUUUAUUCAGUUGAAAAGAUUGUCUUUAUUAAAUAACAUCUAUACUACAAGAGACCUGAGUCAUUAUUCUUUAUAAAAGUGCAAUGUAGAGUUAACAGUUAAAAGUAAACUUUAUUUAAGUAAGAAAUAUAUUCAUUUUCGUUUUGGAUUACCUUCAAAAAGUAACAUUUGUUGAUGUUGGCAUUUAAUGGUAAAUAAAACUUUCCACUGUUAUAGAAUAAUCCAUAGAAUAACUCGAUUUUCGGACUUAGCCGAAUGCACGUUACCUGCAUCUCAUUAAAUUUUUGUGUCAGUUAUAAUCCAGUUGUCUUAAACUAUUGACCUUUCUUCCGCAAUUAACAGGCACUGUAAAAAGAAGACAAUAGUUCAAUACGAACUAACAAAAGCUCUCAAUUUUACCAAGAAACUAGAUAUGAUUUUGAUCCAUCCAAUUACUAAAAAUUUUCAAAAAAAUUCACUGCUUUUUUUCAUAAUAUUUAUCUUAAUGUGUUGAAGUGUUCAUUGCUCAUUGUAAAAAAGUGUGGUUUAUGAAGCAUCUGAAAAUGUAUACAUUCUGUGGUAGUCUCCUACAUUACCCUGAUGUUUGCAUUCAAGUGUUAAAAUGAUGACAUCUCAGUGAGCAUUUUCACAAAAGCAUGGCAAAUACCAUUUAAAUUGGAUUACAUAAUAUUAAUUAAGUUACUGGUGAAUACUAUAAUUUUAAGAGUUAAGUAAAACCUAAAUCUUAAAAUAGAAAGCGUAUUUCUCAUUUUAGAUAUUUUCAUAUUAUAUUCAGGUAGCAAACAAUGAAUUAAUAGUUUUAAAAAAGCAUUAUUAAUGGGAAUAAAAUGUAAUUUUUCAUUCAUUAUCAAUGUCUGAAUUUUUUGUAUUUAAGAUUUAAAGUGUAAAAAGACAUUUAAUGUACCAAAGUUUUGUAUUGUAAAACUUACUGCCAAUGUGUGUGAUCAUUAACAAAAGUGAAAAUAUGUAUAAUUUGGUUGUGAAAAAUAUUGGGAGUGGUUGAAGUAAUGCUCGUUGUGACCACACUAUGUGACUAGCAAGUUAUGCAUAAAGUGUAGCUUAACAAAAAUAGCUGACACACAUUCCUAAAUAUAGUUUGCCUUACUAAAAAUAUGCUUUAUUUUUUAAUAAUUCUGAAAGACUUAGCAGUUAGUUUCUGUAGAUAUGUUUUAUAAUAAGGUUUUAUUUUCAUUUAUAUCUCGUUUAACACAUGUAAAUGUAAAAGCAUUACUUCCUGUUUUUAAGAAUCUCCUGUUUGUACUGAAAUCUUAAUUCAAUAUGUUUGAUUUAAGUAUGUAGUUGAAUUAAGUGCACUAAAAUAUUUACUAUAAAUUUUGGUUAUGCAGGGUCUGUUGGGUAAGUUUCCGAAAACGAAGAAGGUUGUUCAUUUUGAAACGACAAACCACUGCAAAUUAUAACAGAUCAGUGGAAUUUGCACUUACUGCAGUUGUACCAAAGUUCAUUUUACUAAAGAAAUAUUGUUUGCUGUCUACUCUACCUAAUUGACAGUUCGGUUUCGGGAGCGGCACCUUUAUACCUUGUUUAUUUCGAUUUUUUCUUGUUUCUAUUAUUUUGCCAAAUUUUAUUUAAACACCUGGAACCAAAUAUUCACUAGGGAAUUGUGAAACGAGGUUUCAUGAAUGGGGUGAAUCCGUUCUAUCGCACUACAUAUAUUAAUUAUUGGUCAUUGAAUGGUAGGAUAAGUGUAUUACAAGGAAUCCCUUCAUUCAUCCAUAUGGAGUUUCCAAGAAUCAAUUUAAUUACAUUGUAUCUUGUGUGUACAUUGUGACUUUCGUGUUCCGACGCACUGGUGACGCCUAGGUAGUUGGCCUUCGAAGCCCACGGUACGGUCAAAGAUUUUGAUGACCAGAUCAUCAAUGAAUGCGGUCGAGUCGCCUACCGUUCAAGUUUGUUGUUGGACAUUUUCACCAUUUCUUCCUAGUUGGUAUCGCUCUUAACGACUUAUCGACGCUCGUGUCUCUGACGGCCUCCCUCCUCGUGCAUUUGUGUAAUGGUGAUGAGCCGUUCAUUGCCGCUUUUAUCUGAUCAAUCCACUUCAUAGGCGAUUCAGUCCACGAUACUCUGAGCAUCUUCCUCCAGCACCAUAUCUCUAGGGCGUCUUAUCUUCGUCUUCGUCACUUCCCGCAGGAUCCACGUUCCUGCAGCGUACGGGAAUAUGGGGAACACAACUGCCCGAACUAGUCGUAUUUUUGUGACCCUAUUUAAGUUGCAAUUCCUUCAUAUUUUCCUCAACCUUAUUCAUGCGGUCGAAAAUCAUUAUUUUAGGGUGGGGUGCUGGGUACUGGUGGCGAACAAAGUGUAUAGUGUGCGGAUAAGUCACCUUGUUAAUUAAAGUCUCCUGCUAGAAUGACCGCAUUCGCCCCAUGCUGAGCAGUGCCUCGAUGUUGCAACGCUGAAGAACGUUAACUUAUUUUAAAUGAACAGGGUUUUAAACGUGCGUUGUAUGCCAUUGAGAAUUAUUUAUUUGUCCCGAUAAAGUGCGAGAUUCGGACUUAAGUGCCGAUACUUGCCCGAUCCAGAACUUUGCUUAUCGUUGCAUCAGUUCGAGUAUGUACAUCUGUUAUUAUAGUUAAAUUUCUCUAGUGAGUAUUUGGAUUCAUUAAGUGGUAGGUACCGCGAAGCAAUAUAACUGAGAUUUCAACCUCUAUUUUUAGUGUUGGACAUAUACCUUGUGAUGUCUAUGGAUUUCGUCAAAUGAUAUUAAAUCUCCUGGAGAAAAAAGUAAUAGUACUCUUAUACGAGAAUUAA
Bombyx mandarina (wild silkworm) is the source of this 4328-nucleotide messenger RNA. RefSeq lists its product as uncharacterized. NCBI's taxonomy places the organism in Eukaryota, Metazoa, Arthropoda, Insecta, Lepidoptera, Bombycidae. The record is from RefSeq and is a predicted model, not a curated record.